Messenger RNA from Funneliformis geosporum, 186 nucleotides. Lineage: Eukaryota; Fungi; Glomeromycota; Glomeromycetes; Glomerales; Glomeraceae. The record is from the annotation of a GenBank genome assembly.
ACAGAGGUAAAAAAUAAUUGCCUGAAUGAGAAACAGUUCAAUCAACUGGAACGUGAAUAUAGCCAAUAUGAGCAGGAAAUCCAAGAUCUCAAUAAAGACAUAGAGCAUCUUGAGAAUGCUUCAGAAGAAGAGAUAGCAGAGCUAAGAUCUGAAAUCUCCAGUCUAAAAACAGUUAGUAGAAUCUGA